Messenger RNA from Echinostoma caproni, 303 nucleotides. Lineage: Eukaryota; Metazoa; Platyhelminthes; Trematoda; Plagiorchiida; Echinostomatidae. The record is from the annotation of a GenBank genome assembly.
AUGGCCCAACUAACGGACGCUGAUUUCGCCUUGCUAUCAGCGGCCGUAGACUCAUCCAUCUUUUUAACUCCCUCAGCCUUGGAUGGCUCCGACGGAGUGAACUUUAGUGGGUCGUCUGCUCUUCCGUUAUCUGUUUUCCUCCCGGGGACUCCAGCUCGGGACUGCCUCGGCUUUUUCCCCUUCCUGCUGUCGCUUUUUGGCCCACUUGGCUUCGGUUUUAUGGGUGUGGACUUGCUCAACGGUGACCCAGCUGAUAGAUGGACCACCCUGCGUUGGCAUGCCUCGGUCACUCCCACUCCAUGA